CCGGAGCUAUUAUACGGAACCAACAACCGGAAGUCCAUGUGAAGCAGGCGGAAGUUUACUUACCCUCCCGGCGUGUGUGCGGUGUUAGAGCAGUUUAUAUUCUGUUCCGCAGUUUAACUGUUUAUUUAUAUUAGAAAAUGUCUGACAACGAAGACAAUUUUGAUGAUGGAGAUUUUGAUGAUGUGGAGGAGGAUGAAGGUUUAGACGACCUGGAAAACGUGGAGGAUGAGGAUCAGGAGAACGUACAGAUUCUCCCAGCAGGAGAAGGACAGCAGGCCAAUCAGAAGCGGAUCACUACACCGUACAUGACCAAAUAUGAGAGAGCCAGAGUGCUGGGGACCAGAGCACUACAGAUUGCGAUGUGUGCACCAGUGAUGGUGGAGUUGGAGGGAGAGACGGACCCUCUGCAGAUCGCCAUGAAGGAGCUCAAAGGCAGAAAAAUCCCCAUCAUCAUCCGGAGGUAUCUGCCUGAUGGGAGCUAUGAGGACUGGGGCUGUGACGAGCUCAUCAUCACUGACUAACACACACACACACACACACUCACUCACACACACUCACUCACACACACACUCACUCACUCACACAAACUCUCACACACACUCUCACACACACACUCACACACACACACACACACACACACACACACACACACACACACUCCUGUACAAUGGUCUGAGUGAGUGUGUGUGCAGUGACUAACUCUCUCCACUAGAGGGAGUCUCAUUUUCGUUAUUUGGUGACUUUUAGUUUGUUUUAUUAACAAUAAAUCUUUUUGUAUAAAAUA
Molecule: messenger RNA, 784 nt
Organism: Tachysurus fulvidraco (yellow catfish)
Lineage: Eukaryota; Metazoa; Chordata; Actinopteri; Siluriformes; Bagridae
Product: RNA polymerase II, I and III subunit F
Exons: 5
Coding region: 138-521 (127 amino acids)
Biological process (GO): DNA-templated transcription
Cellular component (GO): RNA polymerase I complex; nucleus; RNA polymerase II, core complex
Molecular function (GO): DNA binding; DNA-directed RNA polymerase activity
Source: RefSeq, a predicted model, not a curated record